Molecule: messenger RNA, 1461 nt
Organism: Symbiodinium sp. CCMP2592
Lineage: Eukaryota; Dinophyceae; Suessiales; Symbiodiniaceae
Source: the annotation of a GenBank genome assembly
AUGCAGCCAGAAGUGACCAUGAACCAGUUUGAGGUAACACAACUGCUCGUUCUUUACCCAGCCCCGGAGCCCACGCCCGUCGUGACCGCUGCCCGCACCGCGCCCGCGCCGGCGGCGCCUGGCGCCAAGCUGGCAGCCGCCCUUGCUGAGGCCCCCCAAGAGGAUGUGCUCCCUGUGAACAAUGGCUACACUGCAUGCAUGGGGCAAGCAGUGGCAGAAACGGAGACAACGGUGGCUACGGUUCAGGAAGUUCCAUGCGAACCGCAGGUGGUGGUAGAGGGCACAUUCGCAAAGUUGCAUACCAAGCCAGCGAUGAUGGAGGACGUGUCCUCCGACACGGACGGUUCUGUGGAGCUCGAGACGCCUUCUGGAACCGCAACGACGGCUGAGCUGGGCCCGGAUGGCCUGCCUUCCGUAGGCUCCAUCGGCCACGCGACUGGGGACUGCAAGCGCUGCUGCUUUCAUCCCAAGGGUCGGUGCCAGAACGGCCAUGACUGCAGGUUCUGUCAUUUUGACCACGACAAGCGCCGUCGUGCAGGUGUCAAGAAGAAGGGCAGUCGGCAGCUGUCCCCGGACAGCAGCAUGACAGGCUCAGGCGAUGGCACCUCCCCAGUCUUAACUCCGGCCAUGGGGCAGCAGCCCAUGGCCUUGAUCCCUGGCCCGCAGGCGCCGUGCCAGCAAAUGCAGUGCAUGCAGGGCGCACUGCCUCCAGUGGUGAACAUGAACCCAUAUGAUGUUCCACCGCCACACGUCGAGGCACCCAUGUCCAUGGGCUGCAUGGACGAGCAGGUGGGCUUUGCGCCGGCGAUGAUGCAAAACGACUAUGGCGGUAUGCCAAUGUGGCAACCGGACCACAUGCAAUUCCCGCCACUGUCGACAGCACCGCAAGGCCCAGGAUUCCACCCGGGCUGGGGACCGCCAAAUUUUUUCGCGAGCCACCAGCCGCAUCAGAUUCCACCUCCGAUGCCGUUCCAGCCCAGCUGCUCACCACCGAUGGGCCCCAAUUUCAAUGCUGGGCCUCCUCUCAUGUUGCCCAACUAUACGACCUCGGCCGGUCGUCCGCUACCGGAACUUCUUGGCGUGCCACCCUUCUCCGCUGGACCGCCUCCCCUCUCGAGCCUCCCGCCUCCGCUAGGCCCACCGCCACCGAUGUCAACGGUGCCAAUGGCCUCCCUCCCAACCGCCCCAUCUCCAGUGCCAGCGCCAACGCAGGUGCCACCUGCCGAGCCGGCUCCUGCACCGGAGACGAAGAAGGACAGCCCCCGAUCUGUCAUCCUCAAGCUGACCGGUGCUUGGGGCGCCUUGGCCAAUGGGAAGAACGGACCCAACGAUGCAGGCGCUUUUGGUAUCGAGGCGUGUGCGCCAGACGUGCUGUCAAGACAGAACCUCCUCGACCUACGGGGCCCUCAGGGGCCGGGAAUGGCAGCCAUGCCUGCCAUGUGCGUACCACCAGCACGAUGA